GACAAACCAACGCUCAUGAGGAGGAAGGAGAGGGAGAGGAAAACCUAAAGAGAAACACCAACCUGACUGAAAUCAGACACCACAGAAGAAGAGUUUGUGACACCUUCCUGGAGGAUCUUUAAUUAUUAGUUUAAAGUUUUUAAAAGUACUUUUGGAGAUGGAGAGCAAACGAGCUGUGGUCUAUCUGUCCGUCUGUCUGUCUGUGCUGACAUCACUCUGUCAAGGCCAAAGGUCAGGCAACAGCCACCUGCUGUCUGCGCCCGAUGAACCAACCCUCGGACUCACAACCAGUGAGCUGGCUGAAGCUCUGCAGGGUCUUCUGGAUGAAGCUGACAGCUCAGCCGGUCUCUCUGUGGAGAAAAAAGCCAGCGUGAUCCCACGGUGUGAUGUGGGUGAACGGUGUGCGAUGAAACACGGACCUCGGAUUGGUCGGCUCUGCGACUGUCUGAGAGGAACAGCCUGCAACACCUUCUUCCUGCGCUGCUACUGACCACUCGCUCACACAUUUUCCUCAUGAGGACCUAAACUCGGUCUGGGCGCUCACACAGACAGUGCUCAGAAAGACAGAAGUGCACUCUCUCACCAAGCCGUCUCUCUGCAUAUUUUAGUCUUUGUUUUAAAGUUUUUGGUGUUUGUCCUUCAGAUUAAUUUAUUUUUGUUAAUAAAGAUUCUUCA
Oreochromis aureus is the source of this 675-nucleotide messenger RNA. It is a transcript of the gene cart4, whose product is annotated as cocaine- and amphetamine-regulated transcript 4. Lineage: Eukaryota; Metazoa; Chordata; Actinopteri; Cichliformes; Cichlidae. The record is from RefSeq and is a predicted model, not a curated record. The transcript is spliced from 4 exons. The coding region runs from base 158 to 490 and encodes 110 amino acids. Gene Ontology annotation, molecular function: neuropeptide hormone activity. Gene Ontology annotation, biological process: G protein-coupled receptor signaling pathway; adult feeding behavior; cellular response to starvation.